Messenger RNA from Desarmillaria tabescens, 1323 nucleotides. RefSeq lists its product as uncharacterized. Lineage: Eukaryota; Fungi; Basidiomycota; Agaricomycetes; Agaricales; Physalacriaceae. Bases 64 to 1164 code for a protein of 366 amino acids. The record is from RefSeq and is a predicted model, not a curated record. The transcript is spliced from 3 exons.
CGUCGCUCUUCCCACCGACCACGACGACCUCUCAACAAAUACGACUCAUUUUGAACAGCGAUCAUGGCUGACGUUCCUCUUGAGCUCAUCGAGCACAUCCUCGACGAGCUCAGUGACCACCGAAAAACCCUUAUCGCAGCACUGACCGUCUCCAGAGCCUUCCAUGGUCGAGCUCUGUACCAUCUCUUUCGAAGGGUUAGCCUCAACACAGAAUCAGACUUCCACCAAUUCCUUGCCCUCUGCGAUAUCUCGCCUUUAGUUCCCAGCAUCAUUCGCUCUCUCAAGAUCGUUUCCCGGGGCAGGGAGCCUCAGCUGCCUCCCCUUCCCAAUGUCACCUCGCUGCACAUCCAGGGCCAUCUAGACGAUCUAUGGCAGAUCGAUUUUCUAGCCAUCACUUCCCUUACUCUGGAGGACCUCGUGUUUCCCACUGCGAUGAGCUUUCGCCAUUGGUUAUGUUCGUAUCCUUAUCUCAAGACAUUGUCCUUGAGUGGCGUCACAGUACAGUACCCUGCCGCGUUCGGUGCCUACGCGGUUGCUCGAGGCCCCGCUAUAGAGAAAUUAUCACUCGCGUACGUCAACGAAAACGUGUACACGAUGUUUCUGGGAAGUGUGGUGAAAGAGGCCAGUCGGUUCGCCUUACACAGCCUGCGCAAGCUCCAGCACAGAACCCUUUAUUCAUUUGACAUUCCCCACAUGCACAAACUCCUCUGCGCAACUCGUGGGACACUUCGGGAACUGGAUACGAAGCUGGUCUUUUACGGUGCUGGCCGUAUGGAGACUGCGAUCCUGGAUAUCUCCCAGGUUCAAAAGGUCAACUACCACCUGUACGAUUUCUCGAAGAAAUGUUUCAUUGUGAACAUCCGCUGGCUAUCUUACUGCCUUGACCACAAUGUCCACCCUGCAGCUUUGAAGCAGCUCCAUAUUCAUAUGCAUCAGGCCGCAAAACCAGAAUCAUUGGAAAAGGUUUCAUUUUCUAACGUAUUGACGUUAAUGGAUGGGAUACUUACUAAUCCUCGGUACCACUUCCUUGAGUUGGUUCACUUUCAUCUUCCAGCAGAGGCUGAUAGCUGGGAUUGGAUUGAGCCCGAGGAUUUCCAAGACAAUAUACUAACAUCGUUGCCGAAACUACGCAGCCUUGGGCUACUUGUAGUAGACUUUUCAUAGUCGUGGAACUGCGUUAUCUCUUUCAACGAAAGGAAAUCUGAUGUACUGCUGUAAUCUGACACUGUAUUUUUGCAACUAGAAUUUUUGGCUACGAACGACUAUGUAUUUUCAUUUUAGCAAUACCGCUUUUAUUCUUUUCCUCUACUUUACUGAGGCCGA